UAUUGUGUGUAAGUAUGUGUAUCUGCAUGUGGGUGUCUGCAUGAGAGAGGCCAGAAGAGGGAGUCAGAGGCUGGGGUUAGAAACAGGUGCUGGGUUCCAAACUUGGAUCCUCUUAAGGACUAACACAUGCUCUUAACCCCUGAGCUGUCUCUCCAGCCCCGAAUCUACUUUUUUUUUUUUUUCAGACAAGGUAUUGAUAUGUUGCCCAGGUUGGUCUCGAACUGAUGAAUUAAAGUGAUCCUUUUCACUGAGAUGGCAGGUACAUAGCCCUGCACCUACAUAAAUACCACUUCUUGUCCCUGAAUACCAUGUGACACUGGAGAAUCUUCCUUCAGGCAGGGCGGUGUGAAGAUGCCAUGGACUCAUGGACCUUACAUAGGUUUUCUUCCCCAGUGACCACCAUGACUCCCAGAACAACAGGGCCGUUCUUGAUGAGUUCUAGGAAGAAAGGGAGUACAAAGGACAAAGCCUCCUGCCCAGUAUCCAGGAGCUGAGCAUGCCAGUGUCCCUUAAGCAUCCACAUGCAUAUAUACACACAUAUUCAUGUCACUCCCAUCAUGUGGGACCCACUUAGGAGACAGCCAGAAGCAGGGAGCCACUGAGCAUGUGUAGUCCCCUCCCUACCCAGUACGGCUACUUAAAAGUGUGGAGGAAUCCUGCCUGUGUGACACUCAUUCCUUUGCGCUUCAUCAGACAUUGAGCAGUCAGCCCCUGAAGGGCAGCUCCAGGCUGGAUCUAUGCUGGGCAGGAGAGCGGCAGCGAGCGGACCAGGCAGCGAGCGGGCCAGGCAGCGAGUGGGCCAGACUGCAGUGUUAAGGAUUGAGUAGCACUGGAAGUCCGGGGAGAAGUCCCAGAGCGUUCCCUGCCCUUAACUUCUCUGAGCCCAAGCAGGUACCGCUUUGCCUUACAAUGGACUCCCCUUCAGGGCCCAGAGCCCCACCAGGCUUAACUCAGGGCCCCAACUUGAUGGCCAGCCCUGCCCUACACAGCCAUUGGAACAGCACUCAGAACGUCUCUGCAAGAGCCCAGCUUCUACCUGUAAGCCCCACGGUGUCUGGACCUGAGGCUGCUGCCUGGGUCCCCUUCCCCACGGUCAAUGUCCCAGACCAUGCUCACUAUAUCCUGGGUACGGUGAUCCUGCUGGUGGGGCUUACAGGGAUGCUGGGCAACCUGACAGUCAUCUACACCUUCUGCAGGAACAGAGGCCUGCGGACACCGGCCAACAUGUUCAUCAUCAACCUCGCAGUCAGCGACUUCCUCAUGUCAUUCACUCAGGCCCCCGUCUUCUUUGCCAGCAGCCUCUACAGGAAGUGGCUCUUUGGGGAGACAGGUUGCGAGUUCUAUGCCUUCUGUGGGGCUGUCUUCGGCAUCACGUCCAUGAUCACCCUGACCGCCAUAGCCCUGGACCGCUAUCUGGUGAUCACACGUCCACUGGCCACCAUCGGGAUGGGAUCCAAAAGACGGACAGCACUUGUCUUGCUGGGUGUCUGGCUCUAUGCUCUGGCGUGGAGUCUGCCACCCUUCUUUGGCUGGAGUGCCUACGUGCCCGAGGGGCUGCUGACGUCCUGCUCCUGGGACUACAUGACCUUCACGCCCCGGGUGCGCGCCUAUACCAUGCUGCUCUUCUGCUUCGUCUUCUUCCUCCCCCUGCUCAUCAUCAUCUGCUGCUACGUCUUCAUCUUCAGGGCCAUCCGAGAGACAGGCCGGGCCUGUGAGGACCGCAGUGAGUCCCCUCAACGGCGGCGGCAGUGGCAUCGGCUGCAGAGUGAGUGGAAGAUGGCCAAGGUCGCACUGAUUGUCAUCCUCCUCUUCGUGCUCUCCUGGGCUCCCUACUCCACUGUGGCCCUGGUGGCCUUUGCUGGGUACUCGCACGUCCUGACGCCCUACAUGAGCUCGGUGCCAGCUGUCAUCGCCAAGGCUUCUGCCAUCCACAACCCCAUCAUUUACGCCAUCACCCACCCCAAGUACAGGGCAGCCAUUGCCCAGCACCUGCCCUGUCUCGGGGUCCUUCUUGGAGUGUCGGGCCAGCACAGGCACCCCUCCCUCAGCUACCGCUCUACCCAUCGCUCGACACUGAGUAGCCAGUCCUCCGACCUCAGCUGGAUCUCUGGACGGAAGCGUCAAGAGUCCCUGGGUUCUGAGAGUGAGGUGGGAUGGACAGACACAGAAGGAACAGCUGCGUGGGGAGCCGCCCCACAAGCAAGUGGACCAUCGUCCUGCAGUCAAGACCUGGAAGAUAGGGAAGUCAAGGCUCCUUCCAGCCCCCAGGUACAGGAAUCCAAGACUCCCAGGGUGCCUGGACCUAGUACCUGCCAAUCUGUGAAAGGGUAGGGAGCCAGGCCAAGCAGCCUGAAAGGCAGCCUUGCCGUGUGAACAGACCUCUCAGAAUAA
Messenger RNA from Peromyscus leucopus (white-footed mouse), 2391 nucleotides. It is a transcript of the gene Opn4, whose product is annotated as opsin 4. The record is from RefSeq and is a predicted model, not a curated record. Gene Ontology annotation, biological process: G protein-coupled receptor signaling pathway; visual perception. The transcript has 9 exons. Gene Ontology annotation, molecular function: G protein-coupled receptor activity. NCBI's taxonomy places the organism in Eukaryota, Metazoa, Chordata, Mammalia, Rodentia, Cricetidae. Gene Ontology annotation, cellular component: membrane.